Enhydra lutris kenyoni (northern sea otter) is the source of this 1803-nucleotide messenger RNA. Its product is annotated as alanine--glyoxylate aminotransferase 2. Gene Ontology annotation, cellular component: mitochondrion. Gene Ontology annotation, molecular function: L-alanine:glyoxylate transaminase activity; pyridoxal phosphate binding. The coding region runs from base 46 to 1587 and encodes 513 amino acids. The record is from RefSeq and is a predicted model, not a curated record. Gene Ontology annotation, biological process: glyoxylate catabolic process. The transcript is spliced from 14 exons. Lineage: Eukaryota; Metazoa; Chordata; Mammalia; Carnivora; Mustelidae.
UCCUCAGACCUGCUUCGCCAGGGGCUCGCUCUCUGCCUGGGAGGGAUGACUCCAGCCUGGAGACACCUGCUGAGAGCUUGGUACCUGCAGACCUCCUCUUCCAGGAUCCCCAAGAUGUGCCCUUCCUUGAGCGGUGCUUUCCGGACAUCUGUGACCAAGCUUGGUCUUCAUACAAAACACAGAAUGCCUCCCUGUGACUUCACACCUGAAAAAUACCAGUCCCUCGCCUAUGAACGUGUCCUGGAGAUCCACAGUCAACACCUCGCUCCCAUGUCGACGGCGUAUUUCCCGAAGCCUUUGUUGCUUCACCAGGGUCACAUGGAAUGGCUGUUUGAUUACGAGGGAAACAGAUACCUGGAUUUCUUUUCUGGGAUUGUCACUGUCAGUGUCGGUCACUGCCACCCGAAGGUGAACGCAGUGGCGCAAAAGCAGCUGGGCCGCCUGUGGCACACAAGUUCCCUCUUCUUCCACUCUCCAAUCCACGAGUUCGCAGAGAAGCUUUCGGCACUUCUUCCUGAGCCUCUAAAGGUCAUUUUCUUGGUGAAUAGUGGUUCAGAGGCCAAUGAUCUAGCCAUGCUGAUGGCCAGAGCACACUCAAACAGCACAGACAUUAUUUCCUUCAGAGGAGGCUACCAUGGGUGCAGUCCUUACACACUUGGCCUGUCCAACGUAGGGCCCUACAAGAUGGAGCUCCCCAGUGGGACGGGCUGCCAAUCAACAAUGUGCCCAGAUGUUUUCCGUGGCCCUUGGGGAGGAAGCCACUGUCGAGAUUCUCCGGUGCAAACAAUUAGGAAAUGCAGCUGUGCACCAGACUGCUGCCAAGCGAAAGACCACUAUAUUGAACAGUUCAAAGAUACUCUGAACACUUCUGUGGCCAAAUCAAUUGCUGGAUUUUUUGCAGAGCCAAUUCAAGGGGUAAAUGGAGUCGUCCAGUAUCCAAAGGGGUUUCUACAGGAAGCCUUCGAGUUGGUGCGGGAGCAGGGAGGCGUGUGCAUCGCAGAUGAGGUGCAGACAGGAUUUGGAAGACUGGGCUCUCACUUCUGGGGCUUCCAAACCCAUGGCAUCCUGCCAGACGUUGUCACCAUGGCUAAAGGGAUUGGGAAUGGCUUUCCCAUGGCAGCAGUUGUAACAACCCCAGAGAUUGCCAAGUCUCUGGCUACACGUCUUUUUCACUUCAACACCUUUGGAGGAAACCCCAUGGCCUGUGCCAUUGGGUCAGCUGUGCUCGAGGUGAUUAAAGAAGAAAAGCUACAGGAAAAUAGUCAUGAUGUUGGCACCUACAUGCUACAGAAGUUUGCUGAGCUGCGUGAUGAGUUUGAGAUUGUCGGAGAUGUCCGAGGCAAAGGCCUCAUGAUAGGAAUAGAAAUGGUGAAGGACAAGGUGAGCUGCCAGCCUCUUCCCCGGGAAGAAGUCAAUGAAAUCCAUGACGACUGCAAACGCAUGGGGCUUCUAAUUGGCCGAGGUGGCAUUUUUGCCCAGACAUUCCGCAUCGCGCCCUCCAUGUGCAUCACUAAACCAGAUGUUCAUUUUGCAGUGGAAGUAUUUCGGUCUGCCUUAAUCCAACACAUGGAGAGAAGAGCUAAAUAAAACUUUUAAAAAUAAAAUCCAUAAGCUUCAAGAACUUUCCACUUCUGUUCAAGGGUUAAUUUAAGGAAUUCCAUUAGAUAAUUGGUGUAAGUUGUAUAGGACAUGGUUGACUGCCCACCAGCCAAAUGUGUUACCAGAGCCUCCAUUAUCUUGAGAAACCCAUCCUCCAAGAAAAGAUCUAAACUAACUAACUCAGAGAAUAAAUCCUAAUUAUUC